GAGGCGGGGACUUUUUUUUUGAAGGGGACAAGUGGCCCCAAAUCUACUACUGUUCUUGGGAUAGUGAUAAAGUCUGCUGGUGGGACACUAAGUAUCCCAUCACAGCCACAAGACCAACAGCAAGGACCUACGACCAUCAUGGAGUCGGUGCUGACAGCAUCCAGUUCCCCCACAGGCCGGGUUACCUUCUCCCGUGUCUUUGGCCAACAAUGUCAGCUGAUGGAAGCAGCUGUGCAGUCACUGCACACCCUAAAUGACCAGAUUUCCCACUUCAUUGUCGCCAAGUCGAAGGCACUGGAGGAAGACGAUGACCCCUUUCUACCCACGGAGAAAGAGACGCUGAAGAACUCUAUGAUAUUGAUGAGACACCUCUUAAUGGAUGCCCAGGCCAAAAUCCUGAGCAUGAUGGAAGACAAUAAGCAGCUCGCGCUCCGCAUCGAUGGGGCGGUCCAGUCGGCCAGCCAGGAGGUGACCAACCUGAGAGCCGAGCUCACGGCCACCAACCGGAGACUGGCGGAAUUGAGCGGCGGAGGCGGCGGCCCCGGCUCGGGCCCGGGAGCUGCGACCAGCGCCUCGGCAGCAACGGUGACGGUGGCUGACUCGGCGGUGGCGACCAUGGAGAACCAUCAGCACAGCGCUCAAGUGCUCCUGCGGGAGGAAGUGGUCCAGCUUCAGGAGGAAGUGCACCUUCUCCGGCAGAUGAAGGAGAUGCUGGCCAAGGACCUGGAGGAGUCACAGGGCGGCAAGUGCUCUGAGGUUCUCUCAGCCACAGAGCUUCGGGUGCAGUUGGUGCAGAAGGAGCAGGAACUGGCCAGAGCCAAAGAAGCCUUGCAAGCCAUGAAAGCCGACCGGAAGCGCUUAAAGGGAGAGAAGACGGACUUGGUAAGCCAAAUGCAGCAGCUGUACGCCACUCUGGAGAGCCGGGAGGAGCAGCUGCGAGACUUCAUCCGUAACUAUGAGCAGCACCGUAAGGAGAGCGAAGACGCCGUCAAAGCGCUGGCCAAGGAGAAGGACCUCCUGGAGCGGGAGAAGUGGGAGCUUCGCCGGCAGGCCAAGGAGGCCACGGACCACGCCGCCGCGCUGCGCUCCCAGCUGGACCUCAAGGACAACCGCAUGAAGGAGCUGGAGGCCGAGCUAGCCAUGGCCAAGCAGUCCUUAGCCACACUGACCAAGGAUGUUCCCAAGCGGCAUUCACUUGCCAUGCCUGGAGAGACGGUGCUCAAUGGCAACCAGGAGUGGGUGGUUCAGGCCGACCUCCCGUUGACUGCCGCCAUCCGUCAGAGCCAGCAGACGCUCUACCACUCCCACCCUCCCCACCCCGCAGACCGGCAAGCGGUCAGGGUGAGCCCCUGCCACUCAAGGCAGCCUUCCGUCAUCUCCGAUGCAUCUGCUGCUGAAGGUGACCGGUCAUCGACCCCGAGCGACAUCAACUCCCCACGACACCGGACGCACUCCCUCUGCAACGGCGACAGUCCCGGCCCGGUUCAGAAGAGCCUGCACAGUCCUAUUGUACAGUCACUAGAGGAUCUUGAAGACCAAAAACGGAAAAAGAAGAAAGAGAAGAUGGGAUUCGGCUCCAUCUCUCGAGUCUUCGCCAGAGGGAAGCAACGGAAGUCCCUCGACCCGGGCCUCUUUGAUGACUCCGACAGCCAGUGCAGCCCCACACGGCACAGCCUCAGCUUGUCUGAGGGAGAGGAGCAGAUGGACCGUCUACAGCAUGUGGAGCUCGUGAGGACCACGCCUAUGUCCCACUGGAAGGCUGGCACAGUGCAGGCCUGGCUGGAGGUGGUGAUGGCCAUGCCCAUGUACGUCAAGGCCUGUGCAGAGAAUGUCAAGAGCGGGAAGGUGCUUCUCAGCCUGAGCGAUGAGGACCUGGAGUUGGGCCUGGGUGUGUGCAGCUCCUUGCACAGGCGUAAGCUCCGCUUGGCGAUCGAGGACUACCGCGACGCCGAAGCUGGCCGCAGUCUGUCCAAAGCUGCCGACCUGGACCAUCACUGGGUGGCCAAGGCUUGGCUGAACGACAUCGGCCUGUCCCAGUAUUCCCAGGCCUUCCAGAACCACCUGGUCGAUGGGAGGAUGCUGAACUCCCUGAUGAAGCGGGACCUAGAGAAGCACCUGAAUGUCUCCAAGAAGUUCCACCAAGUCAGCAUCUUGCUGGGGAUCGAGCUGCUGUACCAAGUGAACUUCAGCAGGGAGGUCCUCCAAGAGCGCCGAGCCCGCUGCGAAACACAGAACACAGACCCUGUGGUCUGGACCAACCAGCGGGUGCUCAAGUGGGUGCGCGAUAUCGACCUGAAGGAGUAUGCGGACAACCUGACCAACAGCGGUGUCCACGGUGCUGUGCUGGUGCUGGAGCCCACCUUCAACGCCGAGGCCAUGGCCACCGCCCUAGGCAUCCCCAGCGGGAAGCACAUCCUCCGAAGGCACCUGGCAGAGGAGAUGAGCACCAUCUUCCACCCGGCCAACUCCACAGGCAUCCGGGAGUCUGAGCGCUUUGGGACACCCCCUGGCAGGGCCUCCAGCAUCACCAGAGCUGGGAAAGAGGACAGCAGCAGCAACAGCAAGUCCAGAUCUGGCCGGCUGCCCCUCGGGAAGAUAGGAAGGGGCUUCAGCAGCAAAGAACCUGAUUUUCACGAUGACUAUGGCUCUCUCGAGAAUGAGGACUGUGCGGAUGAUGACCUCCAAGGCAGGCCUGAACAGUGUCGCUUGGAGGGAUACAACAGCCUGGAGGUCACCAAUGUGUAAGAGAGCCGUGUGACUCAACUCUGGAAGAGCAAAGGGAGGGAUAGCCCAGUGGCCCGGUGCUGCCCACCCGCAACUGUACAGAGAGACCUGGGGCUGAGGGCAGAUGUGGUUCCAGGACAGAAUGCCCAGAGAUGGCCACCAUUUCCAGUGGGCACCAAGGACAGAGAAUGCCCACCUAGGAGUCUUGUAUCUCUGAAGACAGGCGUCCUGAGGACACAUCACCCAGCCAUGACCCAGCAGGUGGCCCCAGUGCUGUGGUUCAAGGAACUAGCCCGGUACUCCUGGCACUUUACACUAAACUUCCAAGAAAGGGAGGAGGAGUGUCAGUCUCUAGGCCUGGAACACCCUGCUGGGAGGAGCAGGAACCCUCUCCUCCCCACAACCAGCCUUGGCAGAGCCAAGGGUAUUGAGAACCAGUUGCAAAACCAGCCGGCAGUGACCAGGUGGUAAAUGCCAUCCUUCAGCCCACUGGGCAGAGGAUGUAAACUCUGACCUGGUCACUCGCUCUGGAAGGAUGCAAAAUAGCAUGGGAGUUCCUUCCACUUUGAGAGCACUACAUCACGAGGUGGACAUGUUGGGAGCAAGAGGGGAUCUCUUCAGGGCAGAGGGGCCUGGCAGCAGCAGCCCCAAAGGAUGCGGACAUCCUGUCACCAGAAUGAAUGUGACUUCAAGAGUGUGUGUGUGUGUGGUGGUGCGGGUUACUGAGCUCUGUCCCAGCCAUUCCAAGCAUGGGUACAAAAAUGGGAGAGUGCCUGUCAUUAACCCAACAAACCUCUGUUGUGAUGUCACCUGAGACAGGUGUGCUCACCCAUAACUUAACAGAGGUGCAAAUCUCUGGGUCGCUGGGUUGUCCAAGGAAGGAGCUCCCAGCCAGCCCCUUUCUUGAUUGGCCACUAUUUUGCUGUGUGGCUUCCUCCCAGUAGCCCCACCUCUCAGUGCCUCGGUGUCUUACCUAUAAUACUUCCGGUUCCUCCCAGGGAAGCUGUGAGGAUUAACAUGCGCUAACCUUGGUCCCAGGCUUUGAACCUCUCAGGAAACAACCAGAAGGGAUGGAAUGGGGAGGAGCGAGUCUAGUAACUUUCAUCCACAACAUUUGCAGACACUGGACAAGUUCGCUCCGUCAGUAGGCAAGGGGGGCGUGCAGAAUGUUUAUAUUGAGAGUUUCCCCAAGCCCCCAGCGAGGCCUGGGAGGGCCACCACAGUCUGCAGUCCUGGGUGCAGCACCCAAGCCCAAGCCGACUGAGCAGAGACUUUGCCUACUGACACUAGGGAGGCCUGGAGCACAGUUGUGAGCUGUCAUUCUGCACCAAGCCUCUCUGAGGACAUUUGCACCAGGAGUCCAAGAAAGGUUCAGAUUCCCAAAGCUGACAGUGGGGGCAGCCUCUGAGCCACCAAAGCCUUCUACAGCGAUAUAAAGAGCGUCGCCUUGUAGGAGGACCACAAACAGCCCAUGAACUUGAGAGCUGCUGGUGCCCCGUGUUGAAGACAUCUUCUCGUGAAUGAUCCCAUAGGCAGUCUUCCUCACAAUCCGAAUCCAGAGGUCUCAGGAUUGGGAGGACCCUUUCUGUCUGCAUGCCAGCCUCCGAUGAACACACAUCAGAUGCCAGAAUGCGUAGGGUGAACCUCUGGGGUAUAUAUAACCCAGCUUUGCUCAGGUCCUGCACCCGGAGUGUUUGUAAUAUGCAUUCCCACCCCUGGAAUCCAGAAGCUACUGAGCCCAUAGCCCAUCAAGGAGAAGGAAGCCCUCUUCUAACUGAGAUCAACUGUCACUCUCAAACUAUGUCCCUAAGGGGUGACAGAGACUCUGGGCCCAGGAAUGUAUCGAUAACCUCUCUGGAAGGGUUACUGGCUAUGCUGGCUCCUUGGAGGGGAAGGUCUAGGUACACCCUCUUCCUAAGGGCAGGGAGUCCUACGGCAUCAGAAGGCUCCUUCCCAGUGGACUCUGGGCUUCUGCCCUUGGUGCCUCUGCCAGUCUCCACCCACACCCAGUGGUCACUUCUAGCAGAUUCUCUGUCUUGACUCUUCAAUACAGGAGGUUGUCAUGUGACAGCUAAAUACAGAAGUGGAGAGAAGGGAUUUCUCUUAAGUCUGGCCAGCAUGGGGCACUUAGAUCAGGAAACCCCCCACCCCCCACCCCCCCACCCCCAAAAAAAAAACUGAGGUCAUGAAGAUGGGUGGGGUCUUGGCAGAUGUGACUUUGGAGUUCACUGCAGGAGCCUGGGGGAGAGACAGCUCUGCUGGGACCAUGAUACCCCUUCCCAGAAAACCACUUACUCCAAUGACCGCUUCACAGGCCGUGGGGAAAGGUGCCUCCUGGGUGGUGGCAACUUUGGGGUCUCACUCUAGGAGAGGCCACCAGUGUGGAUGGUGACAAUGUCCCUGACCCAGGAAAGGUUUGUAAAUGUAAAGCAAAUGAGCCGUGAAUGGCAGAGUCCCACACCUUCCCCAAGGAAUUCUAACACUGUAACAAUAAAUGCUCGGCCUGAGGCCACCCCUC
This is a messenger RNA of Peromyscus californicus insignis, 5242 nucleotides long. RefSeq names its product kazrin, periplakin interacting protein (gene Kazn). Gene Ontology annotation, molecular function: protein binding. Bases 139 to 2745 code for a protein of 868 amino acids. The transcript is spliced from 17 exons. NCBI's taxonomy places the organism in Eukaryota, Metazoa, Chordata, Mammalia, Rodentia, Cricetidae. The record is from RefSeq and is a predicted model, not a curated record.